AUGAAUUUUGAAUUUGAGAGGGAGAUUGGGUUUAUAAACAGCCAGCCAUCGCUCGCCGAGUGUCUGACUUCCUUCCCCGCUGUCUUGGAGACAUUUCAAACUUCAUCAAUCAAGGAGUCGACAUUAAUUCCUCCUCCUCCUCCUUUCGAGCAAACCUUCCCCAGCCUGCAGCUCGGCGCCUCCACCCUUCAGAGACCCGGGAGCCAAGAGCAAGCCGAACAUGGGCCUGCCCUGCAGCCGCUGCCGCCGCUCCCCGCCGCCCCCCCAGCCCCCGAGUUCCCCUGGAUGAAAGAGAAGAAGCCGGCCAAGAAACCCAGCCAAUCCGCCACGUCUCCUUCCCCGGCCGCCUCCUCCGUCGCGGCCUCCGGGGUCGGAUCGCCUGCAGACGGUCGGGGACUGCCGGAGGGCGGCGGCGGGGCGCGCAGGCUGCGCACGGCUUACACCAACACGCAGCUGCUGGAGCUGGAGAAGGAAUUCCAUUUUAACAAGUACCUGUGCCGACCGCGGCGCGUCGAGAUCGCGGCCUUGCUGGACCUCACCGAGAGGCAGGUCAAAGUCUGGUUCCAGAACCGGCGCAUGAAGCACAAGCGGCAGACUCAGCACCGAGAGCCGCCGGACGGGGAGCCAGCCUGCCCGGGCGCCUUGGAGGACACCGGCGACCCCGCCGAGGAGCCCGCGCCCAGCCCAGGCGGCCCCUCCGCCUCGCGGGCGGCGCGGGAAGCCUGCUGUCACCUGCGCGAGGUCGCGCCGGGGCUCCCGAGCGCCCCGGGCGCACGGCCGUUGGCUUCUCGCUUGGAGGGGGCGGGCGCGCCGAGCCCUGGCUGCGCGCUGCGCGGGGCCGGCGGGCUGGAGCCUGAGCCAUGGUCAGAUGACGCCUUCCCGGAGCCGCAGGGUUCGCCUUUCCUGCCCGACCUCAACUUCUUCGCGGCCGAUUCCUGUCUCCAGCUCUCCGGAGGCCUCUCCCCCAGCCUGCAGAGCUCGCUCGACAGCCCGGUCCCCUUUUCCGAGGAAGAGCUGGACUUCUUCACCAGCACGCUCUGUGCCAUCGACCUGCAGUUCCCCUAACCCGCUUUCUCCUCCCGGCCCUUUCGA
This is a messenger RNA of Cynocephalus volans (Philippine flying lemur), 1092 nucleotides long. It is a transcript of the gene HOXB2, whose product is annotated as homeobox B2. Gene Ontology annotation, cellular component: nucleus. The transcript has 2 exons. The record is from RefSeq and is a predicted model, not a curated record. Gene Ontology annotation, molecular function: DNA-binding transcription factor activity, RNA polymerase II-specific; RNA polymerase II cis-regulatory region sequence-specific DNA binding. Bases 1 to 1065 code for a protein of 354 amino acids. Lineage: Eukaryota; Metazoa; Chordata; Mammalia; Dermoptera; Cynocephalidae. Gene Ontology annotation, biological process: regulation of transcription by RNA polymerase II.